AUGACGGGAAGCGGCAAGAGAAAAGACGCGCCAACUGGCGGUGGCGGGGCGCAGCAAGCUAAGAAGAAAAAGGCGGGAGGCAAUGCAGGAAAGUGGAAGACGCCGCAUCAUAUGGCCAAGGCGGCCAACAAUCAAGAAUCGAACCUCCAGGCAGGAGAACCGGGCAUUUGGGUGACAUGUGCCCGGCACCAGGAAUCCAAGGCAGCGAGGGAGAUCGGGGUGUUGUUUGCCGAGUAUGCAGACAAGAUGUAUGGCAUCAAAGGGGUCCAUGACGCCGAGAAGAAGGAAGGCGAGGAGGACGAGGAUGAAGACGACAUUGAAGCCGCCAUCAAGAAGGAAGUGGAAGCGUUGAAUGCCAACAGAAAAGGCACCGAUGGUGGACACAAUAUGACGCCCCUCAAGAUGAACGUCGACUGCUUGAUGUUUGUCAAGACGAAGCCACCGAUCGACCCGGUGGCAUUUGUGAGACGCAUCGUGGAGGAUGCAAAGUCUGCUAAGGAGACAGGCCAGAUGAAGUGUCGCUAUGUGAACCGGCUGACCCCGGUAAGCGUCACGGGGAAGGCCACGGAACAGGGCCUGGAAGGGGUGGCCAGGGAGGCACUCGCUCCUUUCUUCGACCUGAGUGGAAAGAAGACAGAUGUUGACCAAUCCACGGAGGCCGCGGCGAAGCCAGCAGCGGAAACCGAGGCCAGAAGCGAGAAGGCGUCAAAUGAGAAUGCCCAACCAGCCAAGAAGGAAAUCACUUUCGCCAUCCGACCCAGCGUGCGGAACAAUAGCUCGCUAAAGAGAGAUAUUGUGAUCAAUACCAUUGCUGGGCUUAUCAAUAACGAGCGCCACAAAGUGAACCUGACGUCUCCGGACAAGGUUAUCUUGGUGGACGUGUACCAGAAAGUAUGCGGCGUUAGCGUCGUUGACGGCGACUGGGAAGAGUUCAAGCGGUACAACUUGACAGAGCUGUAUGGGCAGGGCCAGGGAAGCAAGGAAAAGAAGGAGAAAGAGUAGGGGAUGGCAAAGAUGGAAUUGUGCAUCUUUCACCAUCUAAUGUCCCGUCGAUGGUUGGAGGAGGUCCGAGAUGUCAGAGAGCGGCGCUAAGCCCUAUUCAAGAUAAUUUUGACGAGCCGGGCAGCAGUCCCGUGCAGAAUGCACCCCUACCUGGCACCCCGGGCACCCUAACAGCAUUGAAGCCAGACCGCUAUACGGCCCGUGACCCCCCGCGGCUCAUCCAAGCGUCCCAAAACAGCGGAACAGCUUGAAUAGCCGCCUUCCAGGUCCAACAUUGCUUUGUCCGGUUGUUGACGUUACAUAAGGUCAGAAAAAGAAACGACGGUAUAUACUUGAAAGUCUCGGUAGGUGGGAGGCUCGAGGAUUUCCACUAGACCCUCCACUACGUAGAGGGUAAAAAACCCUACAACGAUAAAAAUCAUAAAAUAAACGCAGACGCGUAAAAUGCUAACUCCG
Messenger RNA from Podospora pseudopauciseta, 1458 nucleotides. RefSeq lists its product as uncharacterized. Gene Ontology annotation, biological process: tRNA modification. The record is from RefSeq and is a predicted model, not a curated record. NCBI's taxonomy places the organism in Eukaryota, Fungi, Ascomycota, Sordariomycetes, Sordariales, Podosporaceae. Gene Ontology annotation, molecular function: RNA binding. The transcript has 4 exons. The coding region runs from base 1 to 1002 and encodes 333 amino acids.